Molecule: messenger RNA, 822 nt
Organism: Cladocopium goreaui
Lineage: Eukaryota; Dinophyceae; Suessiales; Symbiodiniaceae
Source: the annotation of a GenBank genome assembly
AUGCCACGGGUUGUGACGGGCGACGAUCUGGAUUUUCUCCCAUGUCCAGCCAAAGAAUGUCAGCCAGGAUACUCCGCAGAGUGGAAUUCCAUCUCGAACGCCGAGCCGGAGAUGUCAUCGAACUAUCUCAUGCCGAGCAUAAAUAGCGAUGGCUCAAACAUACUGUGGCACUACCCGAAUGGAUGUGGCGGAGUCGCCAUGCAAACCUUCAUGCCUGGGAAGAUGAUGUUCGAUGCUGGCUACCAGUCCUACCAGGAGUAUCCAGGAGAGGCGCCAGCAGGUGAAGUGCUGCAGAUGGGCAAGGACUUCCACCUGAACUUCAUCAAAACCGAAGUAAGCGACGCGUCCUUCCCGGGAAGUGGCCGAAGUGGUGCAGGCGGCACCACACUUCCUUGGGGCGAGACGCCAUCCAUGCAGGCUUCACCACGCAGCUCACGACAAACUUCGCCACAGAAUGCAGAGAUUGAGAUCCCUUCGAACUGGCAGAGUGCAACCACUGUGAUGGCCAGAAAUUUGCCCAACAAAUACAAUCAGCAGAUGCUGAUUGACGAGUUGAACAGCGCAGGAUUUUCUGGAACCUAUGACUUUUUGUAUCUUCCGAUUGACCCGGAGACAAACGCCAACCGUGGCUAUGCGUUCAUCAACUUCAUCAGCCCGAGCUAUGCCUGGAUGAUGCGCACGGCCUACGAGGGGCGGAAGAUGGGGAAGUUCAACUCCGACAAGGUCGUGUCAGUGGUACCAGCGGCCUUGCAAGGCUUCGAGGCAGAUGGGAACGCAGGGAGAUCGAGAAAGACAUCUUCGAUAUCCUUCGAUGCACCGUGA